Cuscuta campestris is the source of this 4112-nucleotide messenger RNA. The record is from the annotation of a GenBank genome assembly. Lineage: Eukaryota; Viridiplantae; Streptophyta; Magnoliopsida; Solanales; Convolvulaceae.
UCUAUAGCCUUCUUAAAAUAUUGACUUUGUAGAAUGAAGAGUAAUCCACUGGGUCCCACUACAAGAUGGAAAUGUCCGCUCCAAGCACACCCGCAGCAGAUCUGAUUCUGCAAUCGCCACCACUGCCGCCCCCAUCUUAACCGCCACGACCACCGCACGGAGAUGGCUUUCUCCUCCCGCAGCGGAGGGCGAUGGUGGUCGCACUACCUCCUCCCCACUUCCAAGCCUUCGUCGAAGCAGCCCCGCAAGUCCCGCAAACGGACCGCCAUUAAAGAUUUCCUGCUCGCCAACUUCUUCGCCAUCGGCCUCUCCCUCUGCCUCCUCCUCUUCCUUCUCGUAGUCUUCUACAGCUACGGCGUUCCCAAACCACUGCUCUCCUCUCACUUCCGUUCCGCCCGAACCCGUUUUUCCCGGACCCGGAAGCCCGCUUACAGGAAAUCCCCAGCUGGCGAUGCCGUUUCCGGAGCUGUAGUCGAUAUAACGACCAAGGGUUUAUACGAUAAGAUUCAAUUCCUCGAUGAAGAUGGCGGUGCUUGGAAGCAAGGUUGGAAUGUGAUUUACCAAGGAAAUGAGUGGGAUUCGGAGAAGCUGAAGAUUUUUGUGGUUCCACAUUCGCAUAAUGAUCCGGGUUGGAUUCGCACGGUUGAGGAAUAUUAUGAUCAACAGUCCAGGCAUAUCCUUGACGCCAUUGUUGAAACACUUUCAAAGGAUGUUCGCCGCAAGUUUAUAUGGGAAGAGAUGUCUUUUUUGGAGAGAUGGUGGAGAGAUGCCUCAGCUGCAAGUAAAGAAUCCUUCAUCAAUUUAGUACAGAAUGGACAACUAGAAAUCGUCGGAGGUGGUUGGGUGAUGAAUGAUGAGGCUAAUUCACAUUAUUUUGCAAUCAUAGAACAGAUAACAGAGGGUAAUAUGUGGCUCAAUGAAACUUGUGGCGUUGUUCCCAAGAAUGCAUGGGCGAUAGAUCCUUUUGGAUAUUCUUCAACAAUGGCAUAUCUCUUACGCCGCAUGGGUUUCGAGAAUAUGCUUAUACAGAGGACACAUUAUGAAUUGAAGAAGGAAUUAGCUUUGCACAAAAAUUUAGAAUUCAUAUGGAGGCAGAGCUGGGACGCAGAAGAAACAACUGACAUGUUUGUCCAUAUGAUGCCCUUUUAUUCCUAUGACAUUCCACAUACUUGUGGGCCCGAGCCCGCAAUCUGUUGUCAGUUCGACUUUGCUCGAACCUAUGGCUUCUCAUACGAGCGCUGCCCUUGGGGAGAAUUUCCACAGCAGACUACACCAGAAAAUGUGAAAGAAAGAGCACUUAAGCUGUUGGAUCAAUAUAGAAAGAAGUCAACACUAUAUCGUACAAAUACUCUUCUGAUUCCACUAGGAGAUGAUUUCCGCUAUGUUAGCGUUGAUGAGGCUGAAGCUCAGUUCAAGAACUACCAACUUUUGUUUGAUUAUAUCAAUUCUGAUCCAGGCUUGAAUGCAGAAGCCAACUUUGGUACAUUAGAAGAUUUUUACAGAACUCUGCGUGAAGAGGCUGAUAGGGUGAAUUAUUCUCGUCCAAAUGAAGUUGGGUCUGGUGAGAUUGGUGGGUUCCCUUCUCUCUCAGGCGAUUUUUUUACUUAUGCUGACAGAGAGCAAGAUUACUGGAGUGGUUAUUAUGUAUCCCGUCCGUUCUUCAAGGCUGUUGACCGUGUGUUGGAGCAAACCCUUCGCGGUGCUGAAAUGAUGAUGGCUUUCCUACUUGGAUACUGUCAGAGAGCACAAUGCGAGAAAUUACCCACCGGAUUUUCCUAUAAGUUGACAGCCGCUAGGAGGAAUCUAGCACUGUUCCAACAUCAUGAUGGGGUAACUGGUACAGCCAAGGAUCAUGUGGUUAAUGAUUAUGGGAUGAGAAUGCACAUGGCUUUGCAUGAUCUUCAGAUUUUCAUGUCAAAGGCCAUUGAGGUGUUGCUCGGGAUUCACCAUGAGAAAAACGACCACAACCCAUCUCAGUUUGAGCCCGCACAAGUGAGAUCGCAAUACGAUGCACAGCCGGUGCAUAAAGCCAUGGCUGCUCGUGAGGGAACUGUGCAGUCUGUGGUGAUCUUCAAUCCACUAGAGCAGACAAGAAAUGAGGUCGUAAUGGUCAUUGUUGAGAGGCCAGAUGUGACGAUCUUGGACUCAAAUUGGACAUGCGUGAGAAGCCAAAUAUCUCCCGAGAUACAACAGACCUACAACAAGGAGGAUGAGACAUUACUCUCUGGCAGACACCGUGUGUAUUGGAAGGCUUCGGUUCCCCCAUUAGGGUUGCAAACUUACUAUGUCGCCAAUGGAUUUGCCGGAUGUGAAAAGGCCAUACCAGCACAGGUAAAAUGGCUCACACCUUCUUCCAAUGUUUCUUGCCCUGCGCCAUAUUCUUGCUCAAGAUUGGAAGGUGAUGAAACAAAAAUCCGUAAUCGACAUCAGACGCUUACAUUUAGCUUGAAGGAAGGAGUGCUACAGAGAGUGGAUUAUACCAAUGGCCACCAAAGCAUUAUCAUCGGCGAGGAAAUAGGGAUGUACUCCAGCACUGGGAGUGGAGCUUACCUAUUCAAACCAGACGGCUAUGCUGAGCCCAUUUCCCUAGCUGGUGGAUCAAUGGUUAUCUCGGAAGGACAUUUGGUGCAGGAGGCUUACUCAUUCCCAAAGACAAAAUGGGAUAAAGCUCCACUUUCCCAUAGCACCCGCAUAUAUGAUUUUGGUGGCAGUGAUAGUUCCUCGAUACAGGGAAACAUCAUAGAGAAGGAGUACCACGUUGAGCUUCUUGGCAGUGAUUUUAACAACAAAGAGCUGAUAGCCAGGUACAAGACUGAUAUUGACAACCAAAAGGUUUUUUAUUCUGAUUUGAAUGGGUUCCAGAUGAGCCGCCGAGAGACAUAUGAUAAGAUCCCUGUUCAAGGAAACUAUUAUCCUAUACCAUCUCUUGCUUUUAUGCAAGGGCCAAAUGGACAGCGCUUCUCCAUCCAUACCCGGCAGUCUUUGGGUGUGGCAAGUCUUAAAGAUGGAUGGUUAGAGAUCAUGCUUGAUAGGCGAUUACUGAGGGAUGAUGGGCGCGGUCUUGGACAGGGGGUCAUGGACAAUCGCCCUAUGAAUGUUCUUUUCCACAUCCUUGUGGAGCCUUCUUCUUCUUCUUCUUCUUCUUCUUCUUCUUCUUCUUCUAACAGUUCAAAAACUGCUGCAACUACAUCUCCUUACCCUCUAAGCCCUUCCCUUUUAUCCCAUCUCAUCAAUUCCCACUUAAACUACCCCCUCCACACAUUCGUGGCCAAGAAAGCUCGCGAAAUCUCUGUACAGCCUCCCCCCAGAUCCUUCUCUCCGCUAGCAGCGAACUUGCCCUGUGACCUACACAUUCUAAGCUUCAAGGUCCCUCGACCUCUGAAAUAUCCCCAGCAGCAGCAGCAGCCCUUGCCACCAAACAAUGAAGACCCUAAGUUUGUUCUCACCCUCCAGCGGCGACAUUGGGACUCUUCGUAUUGUCGAAAGGGGGGCAGGUCUGAUUGUUCAACUGUUGCCGAGGUGCCAGUUAACCUGUUUGACACAUUCAAAGGUCUAGCUGUUUUGAAUUUGAAACCCACGUCUUUGAACCUUCUGCACGAAGAUACUGAGAUGCUUGGUUAUAAUGGGCAUUUCGCAGAUGGGGCCCGUGAAGGCCACGUCCUCAUAUCUCCAAUGGAAGUACAGUCUUACAAGUUGGACCUACGUCCGAAGUAGAACGUGAUGAUUACAAAGUUUUUAUCAAGGUUUUCUUCUUCUUUAUAUGUUAGAGAGAUACACUGUGUUAUAGGCCGGGCUCGGAACGAAGAAAUGAAAAAUCCAGGGGUCAAAUCGCAAAUAGGCAUAAACAAAGGUGCUGAGAAGUGAGAAGAAGGUAAAGCUGAGUUGGUGCUUUUUUUUCUCUCCUCUUCCAACUCAUUUCCUGCAAGGAUCAGUCUUUGGCUUUUGUAUUUGCACUUUUUACCCUCUUUUUUUUCUCCUUAUGCAGUAGUAUUAGGCUCUUAUGAGUUAGGUAGGACUUGAUGAAGUUAACUAAUGACACCAAAUUUUAUAGGUAAUGCAAAUCUAGCCAAAUCAUAUACUCUGUAUUGAUUGCAUCGUAGUUAUUACGUUCU